Messenger RNA from Closterium sp. Yama58-4, 717 nucleotides. The record is from the annotation of a GenBank genome assembly. Lineage: Eukaryota; Viridiplantae; Streptophyta; Zygnematophyceae; Desmidiales; Closteriaceae.
AUGGGCGGCCCACACCGCUUUGACUACGUACAUAUCAGGCGGGGAGACAAGCUGAACGCCACACGCUGGCCUCACUUGGACCAUGACACCCGGCCCGAAGCCCUCCUACAGAAGCUCCCAUCGCUCGUCCCACCAAACAGCACUCUCUACAUCGCAACCAACGAAGCAGACCCCCACUUCUUCGAUCCCCUCAAAACCGCAUACACCGUGCACAGCCUAGCGGAUUUUGCAUCUCUCUGGGCCGAAGGGUCCCCGUGGGAAGGAGAGAUGAGGGAGGUUGCGGCAUCGGUGGGUGUGGCGGUGGGGGAGAGAGUGGAGUUUGACAGUGAGAUGCAAGUUCUGGUGGAUUAUGCUUUGAAAAAGGUUGCGAGGCGGACAGUGGAGACGUUCAACGACCUCACGGAUGAUCCCAAGGACGGUGAGAUGCGGUGGGGAGCGGUGGUAUGCGUGGGGAGGCAGUGGGAUGCAGUGGAGAGUGUGGAGACGUUCAACGACCUCACGGAUGAUCCCAAGGACGGUGAGAUGCGGGUGCUGGUGGAUUAUGCUAUCAAGAAGGUUGCGAGGCGGACGGUUGAGACGUUUGACGACCUGACUGAUGAUCCCAAGGACGGUGAGAUGCGGUGCGGAAGGGUGGGGAGUGGUGAGGUGCGAUGGAGAGUGGUGGAGAGGUGGUUGAAUGCGGUGGGAAGCGGUGGGAGGGUGGAUGGGGGAGUUUGA